AAUUCAAGAUAAAAUUUAAAACUUUGACCCCCCAAAACUUAAAUGACACAAACUGACAGACCGACUCAUGAAAUUUAUAACACUCGUCUUUUUGCGUCGACAGUUAAAAAUAUAAGAGCCUUAGACCCCAGCCCUAAACGAUCUCGUCCAAUCGAUUCCAAAACAUUAUUUACCUCUCGAAUUCUUCGAUAAAGAUUUGUUUAGCACUUAGUUUUUGCAAACACUCAGAGCCCUGUUUAUUACGCCAUGCCGUUCGGCAUUACUUUGUACUAGCGGUAUAAUUAUAGCAAUUAACAGACACUCACUAGCCGCCACGCUCUUAGUCAGACAUCGCCUAGCUACUAGCGCGAGCGGUUAUAGCCCGGCGCAGUGCUACAGAGCACGGGCUUCCAAUGACCCCUGCCCGCUACGAUGCCUUUCCGCUCACGCUUUCUAUCUGAUCUGAAAAAACUUGUAUGCCCGUCGUGUUUUAUGACUGCCAAGGAUGUUCGGCAAUCGAAAUAAAUAAAGUUGAUUUAUAUGCGCUAGGGUAAUAUUUGACAGCAGUAUAUUUGUUUCAAUCAAAAGUUAGCCAUAAUACUUAACAUUUUGUUUCCAUAAUACGAUAUCUAUUCGUCGCAAAGCGUGGGCUGCUUCCUACGUGAGUGGUACCUUACACCGCCGGUGGGCGUUGACAUUAAGUAGGUACGGUUUUUGUCAACGGAAGGCAAUGACGAAUUGGGGAUAUUUAAAUUUAUUUUGUGGGCUGAGGCUGUACCGCUUCUCGCGCGCCGCAGGCAUUGCUCGAGACCUGAGGUUGGCAGUAGGCUUCGUGCCAGCGCGCAGCUCGAACGUGCGUACGCGUUUUUUUUCUUGCGAACGAGCUUGUGCUCUCGAGUGUAGCUGCAUUAUCGAAUAACGACACACACUGACAUGGAAGUGGCAGAUCAAUGGCGACGGGAGUGGGCGGGAACAGCCGAGUAUGGAAAGGUGAGGUCAAAGAGUAAACAACCCUCUUUAUAGAGCUUAUUUAAUUAUGCUAUUACUUAUUCAGUAUUAACUAUAUUAUUCUUGAUCAAGUUCGUCAACAAUAACAAACAAAAUAAUGUGGAAACUUUUUAUUAUGUAUCAAUUUUAUUGUUGUGAACGACUUGUGCAAGCUUUCUAAUUUGCAUAUUGUUAGUCAUAUAAAAUAAAACCUUCCAGUGAAUAUCAUACAUAAUUAAGUAGAUUUAAGUCAAGUAGUAUGUGAUCUAUAAAACAUAUAAGUUAAGAUUGUGGCAUUUCGAUUAAUGAGAGGUCAUUGCCAAAAGGCUAAAAAGUAGUCAUUUCCUUUUACGGUGUUAAAACUUGGGACGACGAGACGGCUGAGCUAUAUUAUAGAUAUUCAUGAUAUUACUACAAAAUGAAUCUUAUGUUUAUUAGCAUAAGGUUACAUCUUGUGGGAAAGUGACGUAGUAAACCAGUCUGAGCGAGUUCAGUCAGUUUUUUCGUUGUGUUCCUUUAAUUCAUGUAAAAGAUAUAUAAACUAAAAUACAACUCUUGCAAAAUAGUAUGGCAGUUAUGUCACUGACUUUGUUUCCGUAGCCGUUGUCCGUGCAUUUACCUCAUUACCUAUAAUAUAUUUGCUAAAAUUGCACUGAGAUUGUCUGAGAUACAAUGGCAAAAAGCGCUUAUAGGUUAAGUAUCUAUAAAAUCAUAUCUAUUCCUGGAACGUGGCUGGAGUCAGGAAGAGAAGAAAAGUCCAUACGUAUAAAUCAAUUAGUUACACAAGCCUGUGUUACGACAUCUUCCGUUACCUAGGUACCUACUUACUCUCCGCGACAGUCGAUGCACGUAAGAGAUAUCUAGAAACUCAGCGUUUAGGUGAUACCGAGCAUAGUAAUUAGUGUUUAUAACACCAUGCCUAUAUACUGCAGUAAACAGACUGGUUAGCAGCUUGGCACGCACGGAACUGAAGCGAUAUAAUUUCUAGUGAUGCAGUCGUUAAGGUUUUGUAGUGUCAAAUCGAACAAUUUUGAAUAGAACCGUACAAAACAUAACAAAGACGCGGCCAAGACAAAUAAAAAAAACAAUUCUCUUUAGGCUUCAUCAAUGGACAGAAGUAACUAUUUCGAAUUGGCUUCUAGUCUAAAUAGCAAACAAUACUCGGAAACAAAAUUUAACCAUAACUCUUUAUUUAAAACGUCACAUAACGUGUUGUAGUGGUUGGAUCGCUUUGGAAGACUGCUCCAACUCCAGCUUUAUUUACAAUAAUAUUAUAAUAUGGUUGGGAUUGCGCCAUGAUUCAUCAUAGAAUGAUCGGAUCGUGACGCAGGGAAACUACGAAAAUCUCGGACUCGAUUUCGGAGUCACAAUAAAGAUUCAAGCAAUUUUUAAUGACUCAUGUAAAAAUGCCAUAGUCUCAAUGACCUUUGUAUCUAGCGCAACUAGUUGAAAUCCCAAAAAAAACCAUAUCAUCUUAUUUUUCGCCCCUGUUUUAUAAAGAAGCAGGAUAGAGAUUUGUACAUUCGGGAUAAAAUAAGUAAAACAGCUCUAGAUUGUAAUAGAUGGACUCCAAAUCUGGAGCAGUGGCCAAAUAACCCAUCCAUAAUUAGAUACUUAAUUAUGAAUCUACUGAGAUUGACGCUGGCACCAAUAGACACAAAAUUAGAAUUCCAAGUUAUUACCUAAUGAUAAUAACGAUGCAUCUAUCUCUUUCGCGACGCAGUUUAAAACGGUAAAAUUUAAAUCACUAUUAUUAAAGGAAGGUGAUGUAAAGAAGGCUAUGGUAAUCUCAAUUCCGCUCGAUUGUUUAAUAGUGAAAGUGAAGAUAGACGUGACGUGAGGAAGCCCCUGAUCGUUUUGCUUCACUUAUUUCCUAUUCAUUAUCUUGAAACAGAUACUCAUAAAGAAGAAAUCUCUCUUUUUGUUUGAACAUGUCGUGAUACCAAUGGUUUAUGGUGUGACAGAGGGUGGAGUGACGCGUCGCAUAGCGCGCGCAAUGGAGGUUCUGCACGCGAGCGGGCCGGGAGCGCGCGUGCGGGUCAUGCGCGCCGCGUACCACUCGUCCGCCGCGCCCGGCACGCCAGCCGCUUCCUUCAUGCUACAGUCUUCACGAAGGGUCAUUUCCUCCGGGUUCGACUUCUUAGAGCCUCCUUCAGCACCUAUAAAGCCGUUAGAAAUAUCGUCUACACCAUAUGAAUCAUCUCCAGAACCAAAUACGGAAGCAGAAAAUUACAAAGUAACUGAACCUGAUGACUUCGAUAUAUCGGAGCCAUCCAAAUGGCGAGGUUCGACAAGAGGCAGCUCCAUUCGGAUGCCUAGUGAAGAGUCUUCGUCUACAGACAACGCCAGUAUCAUCGAUUUAGAUGCAAGGCUGGGAAAAAACUUACUCAGAAAAUACUCCUACGAUUCAGAAUGCAGUGAGAUUCAAUUUGGAAGUAGAAAUACCAGUCGCAACUCUCCUCUUUUAGAUACACCAGUAACCUUGAGCACAUUGAAAUACAAAUCCCUAUUAAACAACAGUAAUGAUUGGAAUUCCAGACGCAAAAGCUACAGUUUUGAAGAUACCGCCCCACUAAAUGAAUCUAUUAUACACUCUAACGACACACUGGCGAUGGAAUCUUCCACGGACAGCGGCAUUUGUAAAUCAACAGAAAUUGUAAACGAUUAUAUGGAUGAUAGCACACACACAAAAAGCUUUCCCAGGGAUGACAAAAAGCCACAGAAAAAUGAAGAAUCAUUUAGAGACUGGCUAUCUAAAAAUAGACCGAUAUCACAGUACAGAGGAACUAAAUUUAAGACUUAUCGAGAUCACGAAAUAGUUAUGGAAGACCCAAUCGAGAAUAAUAUAACGCUGCAAUCAUCGGGAAAAGUUUCAAUAACUUUACCUGUAACUGUUGAAGGCGACGAUGAAAAUUAUCAGAAAGUUAGCCAAGUGAUUGAAGAUGGUGAAAGAAAAGUUAAAAGAGUAGAGUUUUGCAAAACUGAAGUUCAUUUUACUGCAGAAUCAGGUAAAGUGAAUAUAAUUGAAACGGAUAACAAACCCCCACCUUCGAAUGAUUUUCGAAAAAGGAGAAGUGCUUUUGUUCCUAUGCAAGAUAUGAUUGAGAAACCGAUUACGUUGUUUGGUGACAAAACCGACAUCCCAACAACGAAUGGAAUAGGUACUGCCCUAAAUGUAAGUGGUAGUGAGCUUAGCGAAUCCGAUGAGAAUACCGCAGCUACAAAAAGUAUUCUCAAAAACAAAAUUCCGAAACCCAAACCAUAUCUUUUAGGUGAGAACAUGGCAUUUGGGAUGCCCGAUGAUCUUCUAAAGAAAGAUUUGUAUAGUGAGUCUAAAUUAACGGCGGUUUCUUUAGUAAAUAAGCAAUUAGAACCAGAAAAGCACCAAAACGAAGUCAAACCAAUGUUCCCACGGGAUGCAGGAGUUGUGAUUAAACCCAAACCUUUGCGGACAAUAAAUACAGGUCCCACCAAAACCGACAGUUUGAAAAGCGAUAAAACUGUCACAAUCCAUACAGUUCAGACUGAAGAGGCUACUACUGUAAAUGAUGUCAAAACUAGAUUUAGUGGCUUGCAACUGUCUCCAGUACCACGGAAGCCUAAAACCCGACAACUACGAGAAAGCGAUCUCACAUACUUUGGAGUAGACAACAAUCCUAAAUCUAUUCACACAGACCACAAUCCAGUAGAAAGUAAAAUGGGGCGCACCGAAAAUGUUGUCGAAAACAUAUUUCAUUCUGUUAAACUUAUUCAGCAGGUAUCAAACAGUGUGUGCAAUAGUGAGCCUGAAUCAGAAGAGGCGCCAGAAUAUCAAAACAUUCCUUUAAAUAUCAACUAUGCCCCAGUUCCUACACCGAGGCAACGGUCGCGUCAUGACGACAAACCUAAGGAAAUUAGCGAAAUCAAGGUUUAUAAGCCGGUAGUUGAAAAGGAUUAUCAGGACUCAACACAUGGUGAAAGGUCUCUGUCGCGUCGCGCGAGAAUUCGCACACAGCACGAGAGUGCGACUAGCAGAAGUAUUUCUGCCCCACCAAAAGCUUUGAGGCAUAACCCAACUGAGCUGUCACAGCGACGUGAGGAUCACUCGAUACGUUCCAGUAAAAAUGAAUUACUAAAAGAGGAAAACAGAAUGUUUUCGAACAAAAAACGGAACUCAACUGAUGACAGCAAUCCUAUUUAUGUAAAUUUAAGCAUCGUUGCAGAAAAACCUAAGAGUUAUGAAAACCGUGAUCCGGGAAAAAUUAAAACUACUUCCAGUAAACGGGAAAAUAAGCCGUCUAGAAUUGAUAAAAUUAAAAGCAAACUAGAAAGAUCUGGAGAUGUACCCACUAAAGAGUUUUGUUAUAUUGAUAAGAGAAAGGAACAUCGGUUCGAUUCAGAAACUGAUAGUAGUAUCCGGAAACGACACUCGCCUAGUAAAGAUACACAUACACGCCAAGCCCACAAAGAUAGUCUAUCUAGACGGGCGGUUCAGGGUGAUAAACAGAUAAAUGCGGAGCCGAAUUCCUCCAGACACGGCCGCAAAUCUCGAGAGGAACAAUCUUCGAAGGAAAUAAAUAACUCUAGAAAGUCAGAUUAUAGAAGUAAAUCAUUACAGCGACCUGGAUCUACCAAGGUCUCAGAAGAUACUUCUAAGGAUACCAGUUUAAAGAGGACAGAACAAUUCAAAGACAGUCUAGAACACAAUCAAGAGACAAGCAGGAGUCGCAAAAGUAAUUCUUCUAAGGAUAAAACUCAUUCUACUAAAGAAAUAAUCAUUCCAUCACCAAAAUUAGACAUAAGCUCCAGUGCUCGACAUUCCUCAUCACUAUCAAAGAAAGAUGACAAAGAACAACACAAAACUCACAAAUUGAAUAAACGUCGUGAAUAUGUUAUCAAUUAUGAUGAUAAAAACGGAACGGUCUCAUCUAUUUGUAAAGUAACGCCUCCAAGCCUUGGAACACCAAAGCGGAAGAAACCUCCAAAAGAAAUAUUGAAAGAUAAUUAUUACAACGAGAACUCGUUGAAAAAUAGAUCCAUAAACAAAACUGCUCCGCUGCAGCUAGAAGAUCAUCAAAUGGAACGAAACGGACUGAAUUAUGCAGAUAGGAAAUGGAAGACAAAAGUACAUAUACAAAGGUCUUGCCAAUUGUUAUAGUGUAAUCUUUUACUAGUCGUAAGAGCGAUAGGUACUUAUUGAGAGUUAAGUAACCUUUUUUGUGCGAAGCAAUAUCGUGUUUGAGAUAAAUAGAAUAAGAUAACGAUGAUCUCACAUACGGCUAUUUAAAGUCAACCUAAAUGUAAUUAUUCCGGUUUAUCUAACGUUUGAAAUAACAGGUUUAUUGUCAAUAAUAAUAAAUACAAUUAAUGAACUUA
Messenger RNA from Trichoplusia ni (cabbage looper), 6321 nucleotides. RefSeq lists its product as uncharacterized. The transcript has 6 exons. The coding region runs from base 2912 to 6103 and encodes 1063 amino acids. NCBI's taxonomy places the organism in Eukaryota, Metazoa, Arthropoda, Insecta, Lepidoptera, Noctuidae. The record is from RefSeq and is a predicted model, not a curated record.